This is a messenger RNA of Drosophila kikkawai, 750 nucleotides long. RefSeq names its product transmembrane protein 186. NCBI's taxonomy places the organism in Eukaryota, Metazoa, Arthropoda, Insecta, Diptera, Drosophilidae. Gene Ontology annotation, cellular component: mitochondrion. The record is from RefSeq and is a predicted model, not a curated record.
GCAGCACUGCCAGCUGGCAGCUACAGCUGAUUUUACGCUUAAAAAUCCUUAUGCAAGCGCCAAAAUCAUAAAUGUUCGCUUAAAAUUAAUACGUUACAACCAAGCAAUGUGGCUAUUACGGACGUUUCAUGUCGCACGAUUGCCCUGUAGGAGCGCCGUGGCUACAGUCAUUCCGCGGAGGAGCCAGCACAGUUCGGCCCACGAGGACGCCGCCUUCACGGAAUGGCGAACUAUUUACAGCCUGCCAGGAAUACGACUCGUGGCCGCCCUCAGUAAGCUGAAAGUUUAUCAGGCGGUCAUCACAGCGGCCGGUAUGCCCAUUGCCUUUGCUCUGGGGCAUGCCGGACAGGUGACAACGGACGCACUGGGCAUUUACGCUGCCAUCGGUGUAAGUGGCCUGGCCACCCUUACCAUCGCCAGCUAUGCUGCCACGAACCUCGUCGGCUUCAUCUAUGUCAACGAGCAGCAGGAUCUGCUGAAGCUCGCCUACGUGGACUUCUGGGGCCGACGAAAAGAGACCUUGGUGGACCCGGGAGAUCUGCUCCCAAGCUGGGAGCAGCGGACUCCGUCUCGGCUGAGAUUCGUGUCGCCCAUCUGUCUGCGGAGCGAUCCUAGCCGGCGCUACAAGUUGCUAAGUCGACUCGGUUUUGUCAGCGAUCCCCAGUUGUUCGAGGGUCUUUUUGGGGACUGAUUAUAGGACUAAGUGUUUUAUAUAGAUUAGGUUUAAUUAAAUAUUUUUCACAACAUAAA